CUGCCAUGUAGGCUUCGGACAUGUGAAAAUGCUACUUGGACUUUAGCAAUUUUUUUAUUUAUGUUUGUUUUUUUCAGAGGACAUUUUUAUGUUAAGGAAAUGCCAAGUCUGGUCACAAGCAUGCAGCACUGUGGAGAUCAAGGAAGAUAAUUCAACUCAGCUGCUGAGGCCUUAAACCUGAGACCUAGACUCUUACUACAGAGAACCUGCAGUUCCCUUUUGACACCUGGAACACUGAGAGCAACUCACAGCUCCUGGGGAGGAUUAUGCCAUUGUAGCUGACAACUUGAGCUUCUUCAGCAUACAACGGCUACAAGGCAAAGUCAGUCCUGCUCCCCUUACACACGGCAGGAACCAUGGAUGACCCCUAUCACAACAACGUGAACCAGCAGGUGACAGAGGGUGGAGAGUACACCUACACCCAGGAUGGAGGAGGUCACGAUGGCUACCCUUACCAGACGGAUUACCCUCCGCAGGAUGAGGACGCUGCUAGUGAUGCCACUGAAGGGGCAGAUGACGAUGAUCAGAUGUAUGAGGGGGAGUACCAGGGUGUCCCCCACCCCGACGAGAUCAAGGAGGCACGACGGGCAGCUCGGAUGGAGGCCAGGAGGAAAGCCCGUCUGAAUGCGCAGCAGGAAGAAGAGGAGGAAAACCUGCCAGAGCAAUACGAGACCAUCAUGGAGGACUGCGGCCAUGGGCGCUUCCAGUGGAUGCUGUUCUUCGUGCUGGGCCUGGCGCUAAUGGCCGACGGAGUGGACAGCUUUGUGGUGGGCUUCGUCCUGCCCAGUGCCGAGAAGGAUAUGUGCAUAUCCAACGCUGACAAAGGAUUGCUGGGUCUGCUGGUGUAUGUGGCCAUGAUGGUGGGGGCGUUGGUGUGGGGGGGUCUGUGUGAUAAGAUGGGGAGGAGGAAGUGUCUGAUCUACGUACUGACUAUCGACCUGGUCUUCUCCUUCCUGUCCUGCUUUGCUCAGGGCUACGGCUUCUUCCUCUUCUUCAGGUUCUGCUCAGGCUUCGGAAUUGGUGGCUCCAUCCCGAUAGUGUACACCUACUUCACCGAGUUUCUACAGAUGGAUAAACGUGGAGAACAUCUGAGCUGGCUCUGCAUGUUCUGGAUGCUUGGAGGCUUGUACGCCUCCUUCACUGCCUGGGGAAUCAUCCCUCACUAUGGCUGGGGCUUUGCCAUCGGUACAGAGUUCCAGAUCCACAGUUGGAGACUGUUUAUUCUGGUGUGUCUCUUCCCUGCGCUGGCUGCACUCAUCGGAAUCAUCUUCAUGCCAGAGAGUCCACGUUUCCUCCUGGAGAAUGCCCGACACGACGAGGCCUGGAUGGUCCUGCGACAAGUUCAUGACACCAACUGGAAGGCCAAGGGGGAGCCAGAGAGGGUUUUCACGGUGACCAGCAUUAAGACCCCACAGACUCAGGAGGACGAGUUCAUAGAGAUCCAGAGUGACACUGGCACCGCCUUUCAGCGCUGGACCGUCAGACACAUGACCAUGCUGCAACAGGUGAUGGCCAACAUAAUGUCAUUAUCAGCUCCAGAGCUCAGACUGCAAGGCCUCUUCCUGGUUAUUGUCUGGUUCUGCUUGGCCUUCAGCUACCACGGGCUGGGAGUAUGGUUCCCUGAUAUGAUCAAGUACAUGCAGUAUGAGGAAUACGAGUCGAAGGUUCGAGUGUUCCACCGGGAACGGGUCGAACGUUUCCACUUCAACUUCUCUCUGGUCAACCAGAUCCACCGCGAGGGAGAGUACAUCCAUGACAAGUUUGCAAACAUUGAGAUUAAGUCUGUUAAGUUUGAGGAUUCUCUGUUUGAGAACUGCUACUUUGAGGAUGUAAAGUCAACCAACACCUUCUUUGAGAACUGCACCAUCAAAAACACUGUCUUCUAUAACACAGACCUCUGGCAGGAGAAGUUCAAAGAUUGUCGGAUGGAGAACAACACCUUCCUCCACCCAAAGAAAGGCUGCCACCUGAACUUCCAGGAAGAGAACGACAUUGUCAUCUACAUUGUCAGCUUCCUGGGCAGUUUGGCUGUGUUGCCUGGCAACAUCAUCUCAGCAUUAUUCAUGGAUAAGAUAGGAAGGAUCAGGAUAAUAGGUGGUUCUAUGCUGGCAUCGUCUGCCUGUACUUUCCUGCUGCUGUUAAGUUUCAGUCAAGGAGCUGUAAUAUGUUGGCAGUGUCUCUUCUACGGGGUCAGCGUGGCAGCCUGGAACGGACUUCAGGUCAUUUCUGUUGAGCUCUAUCCCUCCUCUAAAAGAGGGACAGCGUUCGGUAUCCUGAAUGGGAUCUGUAAGCUUGCGGCCAUCAUUGCCAGCUUCAUCUUUGCAGCCUUCAUCGGCAUCACUAAGAUCAUCCCCAUCUUCCUGGCCUUCGCCGCCCUCGUCUGCGGAGGUCUGGUGGCUCUCAAGCUGCCCGAAACCCGGGAGAAAAUCCUGUCAUGAAAAGCCAAACUCCUGCAGCCCAGGCCCCAAACACAGUAUAGCUACGGUGAUAGCUUUGUGGAAAAGUAUCAGCUGAAACGGAAAUGGAAAGACAAGGAAGAAAGGCCAAGCUGUGCUAGCUGUGUUUAUGAGUCUGUCAUGGUUGUGUGAUUAAUCAUGUUGAAAACCUGUUUGGUUGCCUACAUGGACCUGUGGUUGCUUUCUGUUCCCCCUGUAAGCUCCUCAAGCUGCCCAGCUUUUCUGACACUUCAUAUGAAACUAGUGUUUGUCAUUUCCUUUUUAUCAUUUACUGCCCAUCCCUCUGUGCAAACACAUUUACACACAGUGUAGCAACAUUUGUUUUGUUCGAGGUUUGUGUAAAAGAAAGAUUAAUAUGAGAUGAAAAUGUGUCUGUACUUGAAAGGUGAUGUAGUUCAUGUUACCAUGUUGUGCUUUGAUUUCAUUCCCCACUGGAAAAAAAAGGAGAGACCUAGGUAUGUAAGUUGUGGUCCUGAGUGAACUUGGAUUUGAAGCCUGUUGUAAUCACUGCCGAGGCUCAGCAGCAAUAUCACUGCUGGUGUUGUUAUUCAGAGAAAAUACCUCUUUCCUUCACCCAGUUUUUAUUUGUGCUGCACUGUCCUGUGCUGUCUGUAGUCUUCUUUAGUACACGUUAUUGCUUGGUUUGUUCUCGCUAGACAUAAACCUGGAUUGACCAUU
Messenger RNA from Xiphias gladius (swordfish), 3134 nucleotides. RefSeq names its product synaptic vesicle glycoprotein 2Ba (gene sv2ba). Lineage: Eukaryota; Metazoa; Chordata; Actinopteri; Istiophoriformes; Xiphiidae. Gene Ontology annotation, molecular function: transmembrane transporter activity. Bases 357 to 2438 code for a protein of 693 amino acids. Gene Ontology annotation, cellular component: membrane. Gene Ontology annotation, biological process: transmembrane transport; chemical synaptic transmission. The transcript is spliced from 13 exons. The record is from RefSeq and is a predicted model, not a curated record.